Molecule: messenger RNA, 8080 nt
Organism: Acipenser ruthenus (sterlet)
Lineage: Eukaryota; Metazoa; Chordata; Actinopteri; Acipenseriformes; Acipenseridae
Product: sodium/potassium/calcium exchanger 4-like
Exons: 17
Coding region: 870-2714 (614 amino acids)
Biological process (GO): intracellular calcium ion homeostasis; calcium ion transmembrane transport
Cellular component (GO): membrane
Molecular function (GO): calcium, potassium:sodium antiporter activity; calcium channel activity
Source: RefSeq, a predicted model, not a curated record
ACCGAUAGAAAGUAGCCACCGAAGGAUAUUGUUGCGCUGUUGUCAGGGCGAGGCAAGACCUCCAGGUUUAUUAAGGGAGAUCAGUGCUGUAGAAAACCACGUGCCCGCGCAUGGCACCCACGGCUAGUAGAGAAAGUUACUGCUGGAGCUAGGGUAGAAGGGGAGAGAGGAAUUUAUCAUAUGGACCUAAUAGUGCAUCGGCAGGCAUCUGUCAGUGAGUUACGAGGAAUUGACUUGCGUGCGCGCAAUUUGUACUCCAACAACUUCUUUGCAUAAGGUGCUCAGAGAACAUUGCAAAAGGAGGCACAGGGCACUGCUUGCCGGAUAGACCAACCUGCAUUGGGAAAACAGAUUCUAAUUCAAUAAAAUAUAAAUAGUCAGAGCAUAUGAAUUUGACACAGGCGUGCUAUUAAAGCUUAAAGUUAUUUGUAUAUGUUAUUAUUAGCGAGACUUAUUUAUCAGUGCAAGGGUAGUUUGUUUGUUUUUUCCAGCCAAUUGUGCUUUGUGAAUCUGCCUUUUUUAUUUGAAAAAAAACUUGAACUGAAAAGAUAACUCAAUGCCUCUGCAGUUUUGGCAAAGGUGAAUGAGCCGAUUAACAGCACUAGGGUGGUUUGUUCAACCGGUGAGCCUGGCUGCGGUGGGUCACGGAUUCACACGCCGAGUUACCCUUGAAAUAAUCAGAGAGGUUAGCAAAACUGACCAGUCACCUGCAAGCCCACACGUGACCUGCUGACAGGAUUUCCACUACGUCGCCUUGAAAUGAGGACCGCACCAGAAAACCGGGCUUUAUAAAAACAAACAUUAUCAUUUUACGGAUUUUGUUAUCCCGUCCCAAACAAAGAGAAACCUCGCGUUUUGCUCCAGUAACAAUGGAUAUGCGCAAAAACUGCAAUUCGUCUAAAAUGACAGUGUUGACAAAGAUCACCAAAGUUCGAAAGAGGAGAGAGAUGCUUUUUCUCCAGGUCUGCAUUAUUUGCAGUAUACUGUUUAUCGCGUGGAGCAUGUCAACGUUACUGUCAAAGAUGGGUCUUGAUACACCUGCAGUAGAAAGACAGACGGCUUCUGAACGGUGGGGGAAUAGGAAGUUGAUGGCGAUGGACAUGGAAAAUGAAACACUCCUCACCAAGAACUGCACAGAACCAGCUAUCCGUGAAUUUCCAGAAGAUAUAUUCACAAACCAGGAGAGACAACGGGGGGGUGUGCUGCUUCAUAUAUUUGCGGCCCUCUACAUGUUCUUUGCCUUGGCUAUUAUUUGUGAUGACUUCUUUGUUCCAUCGUUGGAACAAAUCUGUGAGAAACUCCACCUGAGUGAGGAUGUAGCCGGGGCCACUUUCAUGGCUGCUGGGAGUUCAGCACCAGAGCUCUUCGCUUCAGUCAUAGGUGUCUUCAUCACCCAUGGGGAUGUGGGCGUAGGAACCAUUGUUGGCUCGGCAGUAUUCAACAUUUUGUGCAUAAUUGGUGUCUGUGGAAUUUUUGCAGGGCAGGUCGUUGUGCUCACGUGGUGGUCCGUGUUUCGAGAUUCACUUUACUACACUUUCUCAGUGCUGGCACUAAUCGCGUGUAUUUAUGAUGAACAAAUCGACUGGUGGGAAGCCCUGAUUCUCAUCCUCAUGUAUGCUGGCUACAUACUAAUCAUGAAAUUUAACACAAGUUUGCAGAUUUUUUUCACUGCCAAGGUGGGGAAGAACUUAGCCAAUGGUGGCACAGUGAGCAACGAAACGGAGGAUGGUAAUGCUUGUUAUGACAUUAGGUGGGAUGACCCAUCACUGCCAUUACUGAGGAAAGUGAAAAUGAGCAAGACAUACAGCAAGAACUCAGUCGUGAUGGUGGACGAGAUCAUCUGCUCCAGCCCUCCCAAGUUAAGGUUCCCUGAAGCAGGCCUGCGAAUCAUGAUAACCAACCACUUCGGACCCAAGACAAGAUUACGCAUGGCGAGCAGGUUAAUCAUUAAUGAGCGUCAGAGGCUGGUCCAGGCUGCCAAUGGAGUGGAUAAUGGAGAUUUGGAAGGGAAGCAUGACAACAUAGAAAAUGGAAAUGUUCCCGAGGAUAAACAAGGUGAAGAUGAUGAGCCUGACCUGAGCUCUCCAUUUUCUAUACCAGCUGGCUGUAUGAAUAAAGUGAAGUGGCUCUUCUCCUGGCCAGUGCUUCUCCUGCUGUAUUUCACUGUCCCCAAUUGCGCAAAGCCCAGAUGGGAGAAAUACUUCAUGCUUAGUUUCAUUCUGUCCACAGUGUGGAUCGCUGUCUUCUCCUACUUUAUGGUCUGGAUGGUGACUGUGAUUGGUUACACCCUUGGAAUCCCAGAUGUUAUCAUGGGCAUCACGUUUCUGGCAGCAGGAACCAGUGUGCCAGACUGCAUGGCUAGUUUGAUUGUUGCCCGACAAGGUCUUGGGGAUAUGGCAGUCUCUAAUACAAUAGGAAGCAACGUAUUUGAUAUUUUGAUUGGCCUUGGUCUACCAUGGGGUUUGCAGACAAUGGUUGUGAACUAUGGAUCAGUUGUUAAAAUCAACAGCAGAGGUCUGGUGUAUUCAGUGGUACUAUUAUUGGGAUCUGUUGGCCUUACGGUAAUGGCUGUGCAUAUUAACAAGUGGAAGCUGGACAAAAAGCUGGGGGUGUACGUGCUGGUUCUAUACGCCGUAUUCCUGUGCUUCUCCGUCAUGAUAGAGUUCAACGUGUUCACCUUCGUCAACCUACCAAUGUGCCGAGAGGACAUUUAACCAGCCAGUCCCAGGGGGAGGCGAUAGGAGAGGGUUAAACUGUAUUAAGAGGCUUUUCAUGGCCUUGUAUUGUUUCACUUUUUCUACAUUCCAUCUAUCGCAGUGCAGCUUGUUGCGUUGUUCAUAAGCUGCCAGUGUGAGCCAUGUGUAAACAGGGGCAGCAUGUUGUUUUUUCUUUUCCUCUGUCAAGAGGCAGAUUUGAGUUGGAUUUGAAGUGUGUCCUGCCUUCCUCUUAUGAAAAACAGAGUCUGAUACGUUUGUUUUUGUCAGGCAACUACGGAAGAGCAGAAGUUCACGUUUCAUUUUUCAACACUACUUUUUUCUCUCUUCUUUCACUCCCUCCCUUUUUUCACAUGGCCGGGCAACUGUGAAAUCACUGGUUUUGUACAUCAAUGUUUUCUCAUUUGGUGCCCGUGAAGAGACGGUUUCAUUUUUCUUCGAAACCUUCAUUCUUUCUAAUUUGGAAUGUAAGUAAUUUUCUCAGCGUCAAGGAGCCAUGCAGCAUGAAAUAUUUCCAAUUACAGCUUUUUCUACUGCUAUCAGCAGACGGUGGUGAUUUUUUUUGUUUUUUGUAUGCCUUGAAGUGCUUAGGCUGUAUACAUUCUGUCAAGCAGUGAAAGGGAACUUGAUAGUUCUUCUGAAUGACGGAACAGAUUAGUAAAAUGACCUAAAAAAAGCGAGGUAUCCAAGUUUAUAAUGUGCCAUUCCAAAUAGGAUUUGUGGAUACAGUACCUAGCAACGUAUGUUGAUAGAUUUAUAGAUUUAAAAAUCUAUAAAUGCUCACCUAAACUUUACAAGUAAAGCAGGAAUCAAAAAAGACCAUAUCCUUUAUUUGUUUAUUUUAAUUUGGCAGUCAGACUGAGGACUCUGGAGAGGAGACACGCACACAAGAACAUUUGCUUAUGGAAAGGGAGGCAGCUUGUUAUUUUCUUUAAUACUCCAAAGACAAACAACUGGAUACAUUGUGAGCUUCCCUUUGGUGAAUGCUAUAAGAGAUUCAAAAUGACCUCCCAGGAUGCACCAUGUUUAAUUCUGAGAGUGCACCACAAGGAUACCUAGAAGACCACACCACAAUGACUAAGCUUGGGGGGAGGAGAGGGGUGGGGGUUGGUCAGUCCCCAAAAUGUUUGUAAUUACCAAUUAUUCCUAAUGGUACUAUUUUUAUUUAUUUAUUUAUUUAUUUAUUUAUUUCUUUCAACUAGACCAAAUGUCCGGUGCACAUAGGACAACACUUCUCUCAGACUUUACAUAGUGAAGAAAAACAUUUAACUGGUUGAAAAAUGGUCUUUUAGGGGUACUUGAAGGCUGACAACCACCAAGCCGGGGGCAUAAGCUUUCACAGAUUUCGGACUGCUCUCUUUAUCCAGGUUUUCUAUUUUGUGGUGCCAUUUCCAGUCGGGAGCUUUCAGAUCAAAUCCCUGGCAUGCUGAGUUGGAGAGUGCUGUAUUGGCCUCCCACUUCAUUUUAUUUCUACCAUGCCCAUUGCAAUGCUGCUGGCAGCUAUACACGUCUUCAGAAAAUCUGGAGAAACUUUCAGCCAAUAUACAAGGUAAAGCAAAAGUUGCUAGGCACUUUGAAAUAAGGCUUAGACUUUUACCUCUCCUGGUAUAUACAAAUAUAUAUUGUGUAUGUCAAUUAAAUUGUAUGUUCCUGCAGCUGUUUUGAAAUUUAUGCAAGUCAUCUAUAAUAUCUGGGCCAAAGGCCUUGGGAGAUACCUCAGUUUUGAGAAACUUCUUAAAUUAGAACAGCAUUCCCAGCCUCAUAACAAUGUUUUCAGUGUAGGUUUGCCCCACAGCUGUGGAUUGGUGACCACGGUCUAAGCAAAACCAAGUUUUGGGUAUGAAAGGGAGGAUGUAGUUGCUAGAUCUUUAAAUACAUUAUGAACUAAGCUGUAUAUGAAAACCCAUUAUUGUAAGAUUUUUUUAUCCUGAAUGCUGUCAAAUGCUGUGUACAGUAUCUACUUUUUACGUUGUGUUCUGGCAUGAAUUCGAUCAUUUGUUAUUGACAGGGUUGGUCUUUUGAAAUUCAGCACAAAAUAAGCUGUGUAGAAUUUGUUUUUGUAUUUAUUUGUUUUUUACUUUUGGUUCUGACAGUAAAUCUAGGCCUCUGCUAUGUCACAAAUGUAAUUUGCUAUUAAGUUUUAAUGAAAGUGUAAUUCUAUAGAUAUAACAAAUAUGAAAUUAGAAGCAAAGGCUCAUUAGUAAAUCUGCUUGGGAAUGUUUUUCCUGUGUAGAUGUAAUAAGUAAAUGAUUACCAUAUCCACACUUCAAGGCUCAGAGCUAGCUUGCCGAAUCUCAGAUGUGUUUUAAAAUGUGUUGCUUAACAAACUGAAAGCUCUGAGGAAAACAAAGUCUGCAAUGUAAUCUUGGAGGUGCGUCACCUUACAAGGCUGAAUUACUGCCUUGUCAUGUCGUCCUAAAGCUUUAAUUGGUUCCAUUGGUGUUGGACUAUCCUCGAUUCACCGCAUUCUGCAUGUUCGCUUUUAUUCUGCAGCUUUUAAUUUCAUAGAUUGAUAACCUAAAUGGUGUAGAAUUUGGUCUUUUAACAUCUGGAGAUUUGAAGAGAGAUCCUCCCUACAGAACCAUUGCCAUUGAAGACUAUUUGGGACAAUACUGGGGCAGGCACUGGCAGAAAACCAAGAAAAUAACAGGUUGUAAUGCAAUGCUGCUGAUGGACUCUAUCAAAAGUACAGAGUCUGCUAUUUAUCUCCUUUUUUUUUUUUUUUUUUUUCUUGUCCCCUGCUGUGUACGGCCUCCAGAAAUUCUGCUGCUGGCUUGAACCCUGUAACCAUCAUAAAAUAAUCAUUUGAAAGACUACAUCAUGUUACCCCAUAGAAUCUGCUGCAAUAGAGACCAACUCCACAAAAGAACAUGUAUUGCAACUGCAGCAGUUUUAUUUUGGUUUCACAAGUUGGUAAAGGGCAUAGUUACAGUUUUCUUCCUGAAAAUGCCAAAAGCAAACUAUAUUAGUGAAAGGGAGAGCACAGCUCUGUGAGGAAAUUAAAAAGCAAUGAUGAAAAUGUUUGUUUACUCUAAUGAAUUGUGGUGUUUUUUUGUUUUUUUUUUCUUGCCUCAUUAGAAUGCAAUCAGUUGCUGACAGGAACAGUUGAUGAAAAGAUUCAAACUUUCUAUCCUCUGUGUCAAGCAAAACAUGUUUAUAAUGUGGAAGUCACUGCACCCUAACCCAAACCACUCGGCACAGCAGAGACCAAGCUCUCCUGCUGAUUUCUGGUGCUUCUUGCUGAUACCAGUUAACUUCAGACACCGGCAGCUAUUGUUUAAACUGGAGAUAUCUUUUAAAGUUGUACUGGUUUAAAAAAACAAUUGGUACCAGAAAGCUGUAAGAUAACCGAAACACUAUCAGCAGGUCAAGCAGUAUGGACUGGUUUCUCGGGAUGGUAUAGUGCAUACUGGAUCCAUUCUCGUCACAAUGACUUGCAUGUCUUUCCAAUGAUAUAACUGGUUUCUGGUGUAACCCUGAUUUGAGUUCUCAUAUUAACUUCAAGACGCUUAAUCAGUAUUCUAGGUGUCAAACAAAAAGAAAAUCUUGUUUUGUUAUGUCUGUAAGGAAAGGGUGAAGCCAUGGUUCUACUGCAAACACCGUGGUAUAAAUGGGGGGAAAUGCAAUGUAGAACCAGAGAAAUUCAUGACCCAAUUGACAUUUUACUGGCAAACGUCAUUCAGUAAUGAACCAAAAUGAUUCUGAAAGAAGAGCCAACAAGAUUAUGAGAAACCAGGAGUCCAAUUCAUUCGGGGGGGGGGGGGAAGUGGUAUGCUGUAUUGUCUUGUAAACUCGGAGGAUAGUGAAUCACGAAAGCAGUUGAGGUUUCUGAUUGUUUGCCUGUUUCUACCUUUUUUAUUCUGUGUUUUUGCAAGAUAUUUGUAAUUCUCUCUCUCUCGCUCUCUCCUGUACAGUCAGAAUGGGUUCUAGAAAUCACAACCCAAGACUGCUAUGCUAUUUGGAUAUGAAAAUACUCCCUGCACUGUCUUUGGAGGAGGUCAGUGAUCACACAUGCAGUAGGCAGAUAUUUUCUAUUUUAAAGGUGGAUACAAUGAAAUAGACUAUUUUUUGGCUUUGUUAAGCUGUCCUAUUAACAAUGGACAUACAUUUCUAAUUAUUAUGAAUAUAGUAAAUUAUUUAUAAUGAAUACAGACUGACUUGUAUAAAUUGUGUGGCUUUGGUUAAAAUGGCCCAACUCUGCUGUUAUUUGUGGAAUAAUUCUGACUGUAUUUAUCAGGCAUUAUUGAUACAUAGUGUGGACAGUGAAUUUGUGAUACUAUAUUAAAGGUUAGUCAUAACAUUUGUAACUUUUUUAUGAAAUGUUUUUAGUGUUUCUCAAAAGCAAAGGGUAACUAUAAAGCAACAUUGUAAAUAUUCUUUUAAAUUAAAGAAAUGCCUGUAGGAGGGGAAAAAUACUAUUUUAUACAGUACUGUAUUACCAUACCGCCAAAAAUGUUAUACUAAUUAAAAUAUAUAUGUAUACAGUAAGAAUACUGGCAAUACUGUAGUAUACCACUGUACAGCGAAUGCUGUGGGUGUAUUUUACAGGGUCUUUCUUGGGAUGUAAACACACAUAGAAAAUCUUUACAAUGGCACUUUAGAAGCUAAAAGGAGCUUCGUUUUACCUCAGUAAAAGUCUUAAUAAGAACACUAGAAGAAAAUAGUAUUCCCUUUUUCACAAAACGCAUGUGUGGUCACUCUCCGGUGCCCAGAAGAAACAAAUCAAUGGUUAUGUUCUUGAUUUCUAUGUUUAACGAAACCUUCUGUAAAUUUACACAAUGUAAAUUUCAGAGGAUAUUUAUUACAAAGGUAAGUACAUACCUGUUUAUUAAUAUACAGCUUUUAAAAUUAAUCAGGCUACAACAAUGAUGAUACAAAGAGAUAUUAUUAGCUUAUGUGGGAAAAGUAUGUAAAAAUCAUUGAGAAUCAAAUUAAAUGUAAAUAAAUCUGUUGUUUCAAAGCAAUGUUGUGAAAUGGAAUUGAUGUGGCCUCCCGCAUCACCAAGCACAUGCUUUCCAAAACCCAGUAAAAAAAAAGCUGGCUGUACAAUAGACAGGUUUGUAAUUUAUGAGAAUAAAUGUGACCUAAUGCACUGUGAAUGCAAUGUGAUUUGAGGUCAUGUGUAAAAUAAUAAUGGAAACAAAAGAUAAUAAUGAAAAACCGAAUGUAAGUGAAAACAGAGAUCUAUGUAUUAUAUGAAUGUAUUGUCUUGCCAUCAACAGUAGUGUCAGAUCAAUGUAAAGCAAUAAACAGAAGAAAGAAACAUGGCAAAAUGAAAUUCUUGUACAUUGUUAUAUGAAACCUUGAAAUUUAAAAAGAAAUGUUCUGUAACAUAACCAAUUCAUGAAUAAACUUUAUAAAACAUU